Messenger RNA from Triticum dicoccoides, 966 nucleotides. RefSeq lists its product as uncharacterized. The transcript is spliced from 3 exons. The record is from RefSeq and is a predicted model, not a curated record. NCBI's taxonomy places the organism in Eukaryota, Viridiplantae, Streptophyta, Magnoliopsida, Poales, Poaceae. The coding region runs from base 1 to 720 and encodes 239 amino acids.
AUGGGCGAUGGGGCGACGGCCCAGGACCCAGGAAGAAAAAAACUGCCGUCCCCCACCUCCCGACCUCCACAAACCCUCGCGGCCGCCCCAAUCCCCCAGCCCGGCGUCCACCGGCCCUACGCGCUGCGCCGCCGCCCCCGCCUCUUCCGGCUGCCGCUGCCCCCGCUUCCUUCCGGCGCCCCGUCGGCCCGCCUCCUCCGCCGCGCGGCGGACCCGCCUCCUCCUGGCGGAUUCCCCCCGCACAGCGAGCUGGAAGUUCGGAGCGCCACCACCGCUCCCUUCUCCGGCGACCCCUCCCGCACCGGCGAGCUGGAUGCAGUUGAUCCCCGGGGCUUGGGCAGUUCACCCCAUCCGGCGAGCAUGGCCGUCUCCUGCCACCCCCAACAUAUGCGACCCCGCGGGUCCGAUGGAUGCUCUCGCCGGGGAGGCGGUGCUGCUCCGGCAAGCUCCUUCUUCCUCGAGCACGACCGUCUCCAGACGCCUUCAAACAGCCGCGACCCGCCGUAUUCGACGGAUGCUAACGCGUGGGAGCGGUGCUACUCUGGCGGUCUCCUUCAUCCUCGAGUGCGGCACGUCGACAACAGCCUCCUUGCUGUCGUGCCCUCCUCCAUCCCCGAGCACAACUCCGACGAGCCUGUCGACAGGUUUGUCAUACAUUCAACAUUGGUGGCUUUUGUGCUAUUCUGCUUGAGAAAAAUGAUCUUUGGGGAGCUUCGCUAGUAGUAGACACAGAGUGUGCUUUUAAAUACCUACAGAGCAUCAUGUCAUUUAUAAUUGUUUGAAAUGCUAUGCAUAUCCGUUAUGGCGGCAAAAAUACGCAUGGAUGACUAGCAGAAGUUCAUAAAGAGUUGUCAUAUUAAUCUUGAGAGUUCAGAUAAUUGUAUUUUGGGCAGCUGGAAUAUGAUGGCUCAAGCUUGUAAAAGGAUAUUCAGAAGUUCAAAGUAGACUUAAACAAAAGUUGAAAAA